This is a messenger RNA of Rubroshorea leprosula, 1838 nucleotides long. The record is from the annotation of a GenBank genome assembly. Lineage: Eukaryota; Viridiplantae; Streptophyta; Magnoliopsida; Malvales; Dipterocarpaceae.
CAUAGCCAAGAACUUGCCUCCCCACAUCAACCCUCACCCAUCAUUUCCAUCGAGGAAAUUUUUUUAAGUUUCUUAUCAAUAGUUUGCUAUUCCUACCCACUACGGCCCCACAACGAAACAUCCCUCUGGGUUUCAUCAUAACAGUGUUCUCUUUGUUUUUCUGUUCUGUCCUUUUUGGGUGCUGAUUGGGGGUCCUAAUUUGGUGGUUUUACUAAAAGUGAGGGAAAAAUCCUUGCUUUUGCUGACGGGGUGUUGGUGGUGAGGGUUUUACCUUUUGGCAUAAUAUGGGGAAUUGCUUCCGUAGAUGGGAGAAGCCUUCGAUUUACACCGUCUCCUCUAAUGCUAAGUCAGAGUUUCCAAAAUAUGAGAGGCCUUCAAAGAAACAAAUGAGGGAAGAUUCUAAGUUACCCUCAAAUCCCAAAGAAGUAGAAGAUCUACGCCGAGAUUCUGCUGCAAAUCCACUUAUAGCAUUCACAUUUGAAGAGCUGAAGAUAAUCACUGGAAACUUUAGGCAAGAUCGUGUGUUGGGUGGAGGAGGUUUUGGAAGAGUUUAUAAAGGGUUUAUUCGUGAGGAUCUGAGGGAGGGGCUUCAGCCUCUCCAAGUUGCUGUAAAGGUUCAUGAUGGUGAUAAUAGUUAUCAAGGGCACAGAGAAUGGCUGGCGGAGGUCAUAUUUCUGGGGCAGCUUUCUCAUCCAAAUUUGGUGAAACUGAUUGGUUAUUGCUGUGAAGAUGACCAUCGGGUACUGAUAUAUGAGUACAUGGCAGGGGGAAGUGUGGAAAGCAAUCUGUUUUCUAGAAUACUGCCUCCCCUACCAUGGUCUAUCAGAAUGAAGAUAGCAUUUGGUGCAGCAAUAGGGCUUGCCUUUCUCCAUGAAGCUGAGAAACCUGUCAUCUAUCGUGAUUUUAAGACAUCUAAUAUUUUGUUGGACAUGGAUUAUAAUGCAAAGCUCUCUGAUUUUGGUCUAGCAAAAGAUGGACCUGUAGGUGACAAUACUCAUGUUUCCACUCGCAUAAUGGGAACACAUGGCUACGCAGCACCUGAGUACAUAAUGACAGGUAAGUUUUUAUAAGGGAAGGUUCUGAAAUUUACCUGCUAUGCAAUGAAUUGAAGUAAGGAUCCGAAGUCUCUUAGUCUCUUCCUAUUUGGUAUUUAGAAUAAAUGUUGUAGUGUUGUACAAAGAAUUCAUUGCUUGUCAAAGAGCAAGGCUAAAGACUAAAAACAUGCUGUUUCCUUGUGAAGUUAUUUCAAGUUUUCAACUGUCUUCCCAGCAGCUAGUGUUUUAUGCAGGUCACUUAACUCCAGGGAGCGAUGUAUACAGUUUUGGUGUUGUUCUUCUUGAACUUCUUACAGGAAGGAGAUCACUGGACAAGUCACGACCAGCCCGUGAACAGCACCUCACAGACUGGGCUGUCCCCCUCCUUAAAGAGAAGAAGAAAUUACAAAACAUUAUUGAUCCAAGAUUAGCAGGAGAUUAUCCCAUCAGAGGAGUUCAUAAAGCUGCCAUGCUGGCAUAUCAUUGCUUGAACCGAGACCCCAAAGCAAGGCCUCUAAUGCGAGACAUAGUAGAUUCCUUGGAGCCUCUCCAGGUCUCAGAUGGAGAUUCUUCCACAGGAAAGGCCUUUACUGUGAUUAACAUGGUAUCAGAUGAAGAGUUAAAAAGAAAGGAAAAUACACACCGUAACUGAAACAUGUCAUGUUUUCUGGUCUCAUGGGGUUCAAUGACCACUCAUGAUGUAUGGUAUGUGCAUAAAUGAGAGAUGUCUUUGUUCUAUAUAUAUAUAUUUUUCACACUUUCAUGGUAUAUCGUUGCUUUCAAUAAUAAAAUACACAUCAACUU